Molecule: messenger RNA, 591 nt
Organism: Acomys russatus (golden spiny mouse)
Lineage: Eukaryota; Metazoa; Chordata; Mammalia; Rodentia; Muridae
Gene: Ly96
Product: lymphocyte antigen 96
Exons: 5
Coding region: 93-575 (160 amino acids)
Biological process (GO): cellular response to lipopolysaccharide; toll-like receptor 4 signaling pathway; detection of lipopolysaccharide
Cellular component (GO): lipopolysaccharide receptor complex
Molecular function (GO): Toll-like receptor 4 binding; lipopolysaccharide binding; lipopolysaccharide immune receptor activity
Source: RefSeq, a predicted model, not a curated record
GAAAUCACAUGACUGGUGACUAAGUUAAAUCUUUCCUCAUUAUUGUGAAGUCCGAUGAUCUUCCUUGUUUAAAGUGUUGUAGAUAUUUAAUCAUGUUGCCAUUUAUUCUCUUUUCUACGCUGCUUUCUCCCAUAUUGACUGAACCUGAGGAGCAGCAGUGGAUCUGCAACUCCUCCGAUGCAACUCUUUCCUACAGUUACUGUGAUAACAUGAAAUUCCCUAUUUCUGUUAGUUCGGAACCCUGUAUAUCAUUGAGAGGAACCAUUGGAUUUUUGCAUAUUAAGUUCAUUCCAAGGAGAGACUUAAAAAAGUUAUAUUUGAACCUCUCCAUCAAUGUCAACUCCUUAGAGGUGCCGAAGCGCAAGGAAGUUAUUUGCAGCGGAUAUGACGAUAGUUACUCUUUCUGCAAAGCUCUGAAGGGAGAGACUGUGGACACAGUAGUGCCAUUUUCCUUCAGGGGAAUACUGUUUUCUAAGGGCCAAUACAGAUGUGUUGCAGAAGCCAUUGUCGGGGAUAAUGAAGAAAGGCUGUUUUGUUUGAAUUUUACCAUCAUUCACUACUCUAAAGCCAAUUAAAAUAAAUUGAGAAUAC